Messenger RNA from Carassius carassius (crucian carp), 2675 nucleotides. Its product is annotated as dymeclin-like. Gene Ontology annotation, biological process: Golgi organization. Gene Ontology annotation, cellular component: Golgi apparatus. Lineage: Eukaryota; Metazoa; Chordata; Actinopteri; Cypriniformes; Cyprinidae. The record is from RefSeq and is a predicted model, not a curated record.
CUGAUUGGAGCGUUAUUGUGCGCGUGUUCGUAGGGGUGUGACGUCACGAGCGUCAGUAGCGACGUGCAGACGCAGAGCUAAUAGAGUCAAUAAAGCCUUAACUUCCACUGUUUGAAACGCUCUACUGGACUUCUACCAUCACAAAUUACAAAUCAUUUACUUUUAUUCGUCUGAGAACACAUAGACACCUGUCUAGAGAACCACGAGUUGCUUUUGUGACUCGCUGUCAAAUCUGACAUUCAUCAGGUUUUGCUUGGCUGAUGAUGAGUCUCUGAGGAAGCCUCUGGUUGUUUCCGGAGGAGAUGGGUGCAAACACCAGUCAGGUGAGCGACCUGUCAGAGAGCCAGAGCAUCCGUACUCUGAUUGGUCCAGACGCCAUCUCAGAGAACGAGCCCUUCUGGAACCAGCUGAUCUCCUUCACCUUCAGCAGUCCCACCUGCAGUGCUGAUGCUAAACUCCUGGAGGAGGCUGUCGUCCCACUGGCUAAGACUCUGAUUCAGAACAACCCCAGGUCCGGGAACUUCGGGGCGUUGGUGAGAGUUUUUCUCAGCAGAACCAAAGAGCUGAAGAUUUCCACAGAAUGCCAAGAUCAGUUGUUCAUCUGGCAGGCCCACAAUGCUUUGUUCCUGGUGCGCUGUUUGCUGAAGGUCUUCAUCAGGGAGAUGAAUGAAGAAGAGCUGCACUUACAGUUCUCCUACCAGGAGAGGCCGCCGGGAACCUACGACUCCAUCUGUGAGGAUCUUCUGGAGGAGCUGGUCUGUAAUUUGGUGCAUCUCAUCGUCGAGGUGCCGCUUCUUGACAUCACCUACAACAUCCUGUUUGAAGCAGUGACCAUCCUUCUGGUGCUGUUGUCCUAUCAGCUCUUCCACAGGGAGGUUCUGAGGGAGGGGCUUAUUUACGGCUACCUGACCAGAGGACGAUGUCUGUCUCUGACGAGUCGUCUGGUGAAGACGCUGCUGUAUAACUUCAUCAGACAGGAGAAAUGUCCUGCUGCCACACAUGUGCAGACGCAGUCAGACGGAGGAGGCCUGCUGUAUGGACUCGCAUCAGGAGUCGCCAGUGGGUUGUGGAGCGUGUUCACAUUAGGCGGAGUCGGCAGCAGGCCGGGGGCGGAGCAAGAUCAGAACCCUCUCCCGCUGUCCAAUCAGAGUCUGCUGUUACUGCUGGUUCUGGCCAAUCUGAUCGACGGCCCGGACUGUCCGAACCCUUACCGCCAGGCUGUUACCUGCUUCAAAAACACUCAAGAUUCCUCAUCCAUCCCGUCUCCACAGCCUCACACAUUUCAGAUCAACUUUAACAGUCUGUACACAGCGCUGUGCGAGCAGCAGAAAUCAGACCAGGUGACAUUACUGCUCUACACGCUACUGCACCAGAACAGCAACAUGAGGACGUACAUACUGUCCCGCACGGACAUGGAGAACCUGGUGUUGCCGAUUCUUGAGAUCUUGUAUCAUGUCGAGGAAAGAAACUCUCAUCAUGUGUACAUGGCCCUCAUCAUCCUCCUCAUUCUCACGGAGGACGACACCUUCAACCGCUCCAUACAUGAAGUGAUGUUGAAGAACAUCUCAUGGUAUACGGAGCGUGUUCUAACGGAGAUCUCUCUGGGUUCUCUUUUGAUCCUGGUUGUGAUUCGGACCAUCCAGUUCAACAUGACGAGGACCAGGGAUAAAUACCUCCACACGAACUGCCUGGCUGCCCUAGCAAACAUGUCGGCCCAGUUUCGUAACCUACACCAGUACGCCGCCCAGCGAAUUAUAAGUUUGUUUGCUCUGCUGUCAAAGAAGCACAAUAAAGUUCUGGAGCAGGCGACCCAGUCCUUGCGUGGGCCUCUGGGAGCAGACGACACGACCGUUCUGCCAGACUAUGCUCAGGAUCUGAACGUCAUCGAGGAGGUGAUCAGGAUGAUGCUGGAGAUUAUAAACUCCUGUUUGAGUAACUCGCUCCAUCACAACCCAAACCUGCUGUACGCGCUGCUCUACAAGCGCGAGCUCUUCGAGCAGUUCAGAUCACAUCCGUCCUUCCAGGAUAUCAUGCAGAACCUGGACACGGUGAUUGGAUUCUUUAGCCAGCGACUGGAGCAGGCAGGAAGUGACCUGUCCGUGGAGAGAGUUCAAGAGGUCAUCCAGAAAGGUGCGACGGCCCUCCCUAAAGAGCGUCUGAAGAAGUUUCCGGAGCUGAAGUUUAAGUACGUGGAGGAGGAGCAGCCGGAGGAUUUCUUCAUCCCGUACGUCUGGUCUCUGGUCUUUAACUCUGGAGUGGGUCUGUACUGGGACUCUCAGGGCAUCGAGCUGCUCGGCAUGGACUCGCCCUGACCGGGUGUGUGUCUGUGUGUGUAAGUCACAUGUCCAAACCUGGAGCUUCUGUCCUCAUCGCACCACUCAAAGGGCUGCAGCUUCUGCUCCGUCACCGGCUGCACUGAAUUCUGGGAAUUGGUACGAUUUGGGGUUUCAGCUAAAACACUUGGGUUGAUUGUGAUAAUCCUUCGUUUGAUUGUUUCUGUUUGUGGGUCACAUGUGGGGAAAAUGAGUCGAACCACAUGAUUUCUUGACUGACGGUGAACAUAAAUUAUACUUUGACCCCAUUAGGAAUGAUUCUUAAAGGAAUAGUUCACCCAAAAAUGAAUGUUUGCUGAAAACGUGGUCACCAAUGGAUGCUCUGCAGUGAAUGGGUGCCGU